Molecule: messenger RNA, 639 nt
Organism: Cyphellophora attinorum
Lineage: Eukaryota; Fungi; Ascomycota; Eurotiomycetes; Chaetothyriales; Cyphellophoraceae
Product: putative sterigmatocystin biosynthesis peroxidase stcC
Exons: 2
Coding region: 1-639 (212 amino acids)
Molecular function (GO): peroxidase activity
Source: RefSeq, a predicted model, not a curated record
AUGCACUUCACUGUCACUGGAACGGCGCGAGGACUCCUCGAAGGCAGCAAUACGGCCAACGCAGCAGCAAAGAACGCUGAAGACCACACGUGGAUCAAAGGUGAUCCGGACACACGAGGUCCAUGCCCUGGUCUGAACGCUCUUGCCAACCAAGGAUACCUACCGCGAGAUGGAAAGAAUUUAACGUUGCCAAUGAUCAAACAGUCGCUGCAGGACGCACUGCACAUGUCACCCUUGUUGGCUUCAUCACUCACUAAUGCUCUUCGUCCACUUCGCCGGCCUGAUGGUACACUCGACCUGAAGGAUACCCGACGGUACAAUGUCAUUGAGCAUGAUGCCUCAAUCACCCGGCUAGACUUCCACCAAGGAGACAACUACACCAUUCAGCCUGAGCUUGUUCAGGCCAUCUUUGAUGAUGCUCACGGUGGACCACUUAGCGUCAAGACGUUGGCUGUCAGCUUCAAACGGAGGAGCAAGGAGAGUAGAGCAGCAGGUGCGCCACGAUUGGGUAUUAAGAUGUGGUUCGUGAAGCUCCUAAAUCUGGCUGGUGCGGUCAAUACCACCGUCGUCAACGGCGAGAUCCCGAAGGAGGUGGCUGAGGCAUUGUUUGUCGAGGAGAGAUGGCAUCCUGUGUCCUAG